UUUUCUCUGCAAACUUCAAACUGAGAGAGAAGAAAGAGCAACCUCGGCGAGAGCAGCAGAAUCGGCAGGUGAGGGGCGUUGCGGCGGCCGACGGCAUCAAAGGAGACAAUUAAAAUGGCGGACAAGGCGGUGACUAUUCGAACCAGGAAGUUUAUGACUAAUCGGCUUCUCUCCAGGAAGCAAUUCGUGAUCGAUGUUCUGCAUCCAGGGCGACCUAAUGUUUCCAAGGCUGAGUUGAAGGAGAAAUUGGCAAGGAUGUAUGAGGUCAAGGACCCGAAUGCCAUUUUUGUCUUCAAAUUCAGGACGCACUUUGGGGGAGGCAAGUCAACUGGGUUUGGAUUGAUUUAUGAUUCUGUUGAGAAUGCGAAGAAAUUUGAACCCAAGUACCGGCUUAUCAGGAAUGGCCUGGAUACAAAGGUGGAGAAAUCUAGGAAGCAGCUCAAAGAAAGGAAGAACAGAGCCAAAAAGAUCCGUGGUGUAAAGAAGACAAAGGCUGGUGACGCUGCCAAAGGUGGAAAGAAGAAAUAAAUUUCUUAGGAGUUUUAGGGAUUCUUGAGUUGCUGAAAGUGGUGAUGUUUUUGCAGCAACCUUGUUUUGUCAUUUGUAACCUUUAGAUUUAAUUUUUCUGCUUCUUUGCGCUUUCACUCCCAGGCAAUGACAUUCACAUGUUUAAAUCCUGAUCUCAAUCUAUAUCCAGUUUUGACUUUAGGAAAGUACUAAGAUGCUCUGUUCAAAUGUGCUUCUCUCUAUCUAGAUGUUUCUAUGCAUUUUAAGGCUCAAAAUCAUUCUAGUGAA
This is a messenger RNA of Coffea eugenioides, 795 nucleotides long. Its product is annotated as 40S ribosomal protein S24-1. The transcript is spliced from 6 exons. Bases 115 to 528 code for a protein of 137 amino acids. Gene Ontology annotation, molecular function: structural constituent of ribosome. Lineage: Eukaryota; Viridiplantae; Streptophyta; Magnoliopsida; Gentianales; Rubiaceae. Gene Ontology annotation, cellular component: ribosome. Gene Ontology annotation, biological process: translation. The record is from RefSeq and is a predicted model, not a curated record.